ACUACGAUGGUUCACUCAUGUGGUGGCUGAAGUGAAGGCGCUGGAAAACUCUGGUCUAAGAGCUCAGCAGUCUGCUCUCCUGUGAAACAAAUGGCUGUCAGUGGCAACGCCUUUAAUGUUCUAUUUAUAGGCAUAAGUCAACAUGUGUGCAUCACAGCGUGGCCGGCCCAAAGCAGAAGGGUUGGUUCCAUGGUAGUCUCGAGGCGCUUGACCGGUCCAAGAGAGAGAGUAAGGCAGGCUCUUCCUCCCCACGCGAGUGGUAGAUCCAAACAAGGACGAACAGCACGGAAGGGGGUGCGCUACACAGCGCUUGGAGCAGCAGCCCGUCUGUAUAUUGUUACUGUCGGCCGAUGCCACCACGGGCUCAGGCCCGCCGAGGACGUCAUUCCCCCAGUGUUGUCUGCCUCAUGGCACCCCCCACUGCCAAGAGAGAUUCUCCCUCACUCACAUGUGUGCUGUCACCAGUCUGGGCCCAGUGGGGCGGGGUGAGAAGAGUUCUGCGGUAGAGAGGAGCCCGAAGCUGGAUUUGUUUGUGCCCCUGGUUUGGUUGGGUUUUCGCGGUUGUUGGGGGGUGAAAGGGGCGGAGGUGAGAAGACGCUCCAAGGAAGCGGCGGUCUCUAAACUGAGACGCGAGGCGAGAAGGCCGAGGCAUUACGAACCGGUCAGAGAAAGAAGAGGCCCCGAGCCCCGAAGGCGCGCUCUGGGGGGGGGCUGGGCCCAAGCGCCUUCCUGGCCGGCGAAGUUUCGAAGCCACCAACGUGCACGGCGCGGGAGAGGGGACAAGGCGCCUUGUCAAGAACGGCCGCCUUGCUGCCUCACGCACAGGAAGGCUCCCCGCGCCGGGAGGGGCCGAGCACUCGGCGCGGGCGCAGGACAGAGGGCAGGACCCCAGGCCGACCGGGGACAGUGUCCCGAGUUCGCGCGGGGCGGGGAAGUGGCUCCGCGCAUGCUCGGUUCGCCGGCCCUCCGCGGUCGCCGGGCUUGCGAGGCGCCGGUAGCACCGGGAGCCGCCUCAAUGGCGCAGGCGGGUAACACCGGCCCGGGGGCCGGGGGGCAUCGCGGCGCGGGCACGGCCCUGGGGCGCGCGCCUUGGCGCUGGGCCCUGGCGCUGCUCUGGCUGGCGACCGCGGCGGGCGGCCCCUCUCGGCGCCAGUGGCCGGUCCCUUACAAACGAUUUUCCUUCCGCCCGGCACCAGAUCCUUAUUGUCAAGCUAAAUAUACUUUCUGUCCAACGGGCUCACCUAUCCCAGAUAUGAAGGGUGAUGAUGUCAUUGAAGUCUUUCGGUUACAAGCCCCAGUAUGGGAAUUUAAAUAUGGAGACCUCCUGGGACACCUGAAAAUUAUGCAUGAUGCGAUUGGAUUCAGGAGUGCUCUAACUGGCAAGAACUACACAAUGGAAUGGUAUGAACUUUUCCAACUUGGAAACUGCACGUUUCCCCAUCUCCGACCUGAAAUGAAUGCCCCUUUCUGGUGUAAUCAAGGAGCUGCCUGCUUUUUUGAAGGAAUCGAUGAUAAUCACUGGAAGGAAAACGGGACAUUAGUUCAAGUAGCAACCAUAUCAGGAAACACGUUUAACAAAAUGGCAAAGUGGGUAAAACAGGACAAUGAAACAGGGAUUUAUUAUGAGACAUGGACUGUCCUAGCCAGCCCAGAAAAAGGGGCAGAGACAUGGUUUGAAUCCUACGACUGUUCCAAAUUUGUGUUAAGGACAUAUAAGAAGUUGGCUGAACUUGGAGCAGAGUUCAAGAAGAUAGAAACCAAGUAUACAAGAAUAUUUCUUUACAGUGGAGAACCUACUUAUUUGGGAAAUGAAACGUCUGUUUUUGGUCCAACAGGAAACAAGACUCUUGCCUCAGCCAUAAAAAGAUUUUAUUACCCCUUCAAACCACAUUUGUCAACUAAAGAAUUUCUGUUGAAUCUCUUGCAAAUUUUUGAUGCAGUGAUUAUACAUAGACACUUCUAUUUGUUUUAUAAUUUUGAAUAUUGGUUUUUACCUAUGAAAUUCCCUUUUAUCAAAAUAACAUAUGAAGAAAUCCCUUUAUAUAACAGAAACAAGACACUCCCUGGUUUAUAAAGCCUUAAUUCUACUUUUUUUUCCUCCUACCACCAGCAUAUCAGUUUUUCAGGGAGUGGCUUUACAUUUGUGUUUCUUAGGCCUUUCUUCUUUGGGGCAGAAAGGUAAAAUGAACAUGGACAGAAUUGCUGCACAAUCAUCUCAGGAAUUUUUUUUGAAAGUUGAAACUCUUACAGUGUUGGCCAAAGUUGAGCACAUUACAUGAUCUUGAUUUCAAUCUCCAUGCCUUUGUUAAUAUAGAGCAUUAUUAUAGUUUAUAUCAGAUAAAUAGGCUUUUUGGACCCAACAUUUUAAAAUUGUGGAAACUGUGUGCCAAGAUUUUAAAAUUACCCUCUGACAUUUUCAUAGUGGAAGAUACUUUUUUUCUGGUACGGUACUUAUAGGUUUUUCAUAAGUUUUUUUUUGGUAGUUUAGACUGACUUUACAGCUCUUGCAACUUUUGAAGCUGUGCUGUUAAGAUUUUAUUCUAUUCACUUAACCUUAAAGACUAAUGUGGACCAUAGCUAGAGUGAUUUGCUUCCAGAUGUAGUAAAUACAUUGAUGAAGAGCACAAGUUUUUGGCUGGCAUUUUAGAACCAGUAAGUGGCACUGUGUAAUUUAAGCAUUUUAACAUCUUCGAACCCGUUUCCUUAUCUCUAAAAUAAUUCAUCUGUCAGGACUGUUGUAACGAUUGAAGCCAUGUAUGUUUGACAUAGUAAGGUCACAAGAAAUGGUAGCUGCAAUGAUUAAAGAACAAACUGCCACCCGUGAUCUUCCCUAAUGAAGUUUACUUGCCAGUGUUUCCUGGGUUUUGUAAUAAACCACCUAGACUUUGAGCUGGCAGCAAUGUUUCUGUAGCUCUUCAAUUGUGUAGGGCAGGGAAGCAUCUGACUGCAGACAGGUCUGGAUGAAUAGGCGCCCUCUGUGUCCUUCAUUGCUUCUUGUAGUCCUCCUCCCGCCCACUAAAGCUGCCAGCUUUAGGGGCUAAACUGCCCACAGAGACAGGACACGUAUGUCAAGGAUCUCCAAGUAGCUGUGCUUCCUUCCAUUAGAGACAUCAAACAAGGUUACAAGGACCUUUAACUAUUUGAUGAUCAACUGAACACAUGAACGUUGUUUCUAUUCAUGGAAAAAAAAGCAGUAUGAUGAUGAAGCUGAGACCAGAGGAAAAGAAAACCAGUGUUUAAUAUUUAAUGUACCAAUUAUAUAUUCUGUUUCUACUAACAUUUGAGAGCUUCCUCAGAGGUUAGUACAUGAUCACUGAGUUCUUAUAGAAAGCCUAAAUAUAGAUACUAUUUACCUGAUCCAAAUGAGCUAAUUGGGCCUUAGAAAGGUUAAGUGACCUUUCCACAGCUACCCAGCUAGUGGUAACGGAGCCACAUUUUGAACCAGGUUCUACUGACUGAAGGGGAUGCACUGUCCAGCCAGCUUUGCAGCACUACUCAGUGUGGUCCUCAGACAAUGCCUGCUUCAUGUGUUACUAACACCAUAUGUUAUGGUCUGUAGGAGACAAAUACAGAUAAUGAUAGCAAGUAUUUAGUAACUUAAAACAACUUGUUGGAGUAAUUUUCUGUUGAAUCUAAUAAAAAAAUUGGGGCUUGUA
Molecule: messenger RNA, 3656 nt
Organism: Hipposideros armiger (great roundleaf bat)
Lineage: Eukaryota; Metazoa; Chordata; Mammalia; Chiroptera; Hipposideridae
Gene: CLN5
Product: CLN5 lysosomal BMP synthase
Exons: 4
Coding region: 449-2074 (541 amino acids)
Biological process (GO): lysosome organization
Cellular component (GO): lysosomal membrane; lysosome
Molecular function (GO): hydrolase activity, acting on glycosyl bonds
Source: RefSeq, a predicted model, not a curated record